CCGUGAAUUCUAACGAUGCCAUAUGUGGAUCUCUUAAGGUUGUGGAUCAUGGAUGAGACGGAGAUUACAGGGUGCGAAGACAAAAGUACCUUGGCUGCGAAGAUAGAUUUGCGCGUGUCUCGACUGAUUGCGUCCCUGUACAGCACCCCUAUCUACACGCAAGUUCGCUCUUUUGGGGUGCAGACGUUAACGCGGACUUACUCCAAGGCCACGCAGACGCCCGUCAUACUCAAGGGCCAGUGCGAGGCCGAGGACAGUCCCACCUUCCGAUGCGGCCCGUGCAACCUGGUACUGCCCUCAAAGGCUCUCCUCAAGGAGCACCAGGUGGAGAAGCACUUCCACAAGGACGGGCGCAACUACUGCCGCUUCUGCGACUACUCCAGCCACUGCGCGACCAACGUGAAGGUCCACGAGAGGCGCCACACGGGCGAGAAGCCCUACAUCUGCAGGGUGUGCCUGCGGCCGUUUGCGGGAAAGGGAAACCUGGACAAGCACUGCAGGACGAUCCACGAGGGGGAGAGGAAGCACCAGUGCCCCAUGUGCGGGCUCGCCUUCACGCAGAAGAUCCACCUGCAGGAGCACCUGCGGGUGCACUCGGACGAGAGGCCCUUCAAGUGCGAGCACUGCGGGAAGGCCUUCACCCUGAAGAGCGGCCUGCGCACUCACCUUCGCCUCCACAACCGCGAGAAGCCUUACUCCUGCACUCACUGCGGAAAAAGCUUCACUCAGCUGAGUCACCUCAAGUGCCACACGGUGACCGUUCACACCAAGGAUUUUCCUCACAGGUGUCGUCUGUGCAACAAGGGGUUUUGUCGACCGGCGGAGCUCUCAAAGCACGUGCACAAGAAGCACCAGACUCCAGCACGUGUCGUCUGAUACUCGUGUGCCCCUGCCGUUAAAUACCGCACUGACUCACACCCUGACUCAUCGACCCGGGGUCGAUGAGUCAUACCUGAGCCACGCAGGCACGAAAAAAUUACGUCUAAUGGCAUUCGAGUCUCGAAUGACGUUAAUUACGAAGCUUGCGCCGCACAUCAUUAUCUAAUGAAGUCACUAUAUCGAC
Molecule: messenger RNA, 1063 nt
Organism: Ornithodoros turicata
Lineage: Eukaryota; Metazoa; Arthropoda; Arachnida; Ixodida; Argasidae
Product: gastrula zinc finger protein XlCGF7.1-like
Exons: 3
Coding region: 16-876 (286 amino acids)
Biological process (GO): regulation of transcription by RNA polymerase II
Cellular component (GO): nucleoplasm
Molecular function (GO): RNA polymerase II cis-regulatory region sequence-specific DNA binding; DNA-binding transcription repressor activity, RNA polymerase II-specific
Source: RefSeq, a predicted model, not a curated record